UGGCCCCGUGAGGCCCUCCUGUCCGUGUCCCAGACCUUCUUCCAGAACGUGGAGUUCGGCAGUGAGGAGAUAAAGGAUCGUUUCAGUGAGAUGUGUGUGGAGAUCCACGUCAGUGUGACAGACAUGGCCGAGAGGUUCUACUCUGAGCUGAGACGACGCUACUACACUACCCCCACCUCAUACCUGGAACUGAUUAACCUCUACCUGGCCAUGUUGGGAGAGAAGAGACAGCAACUAGUGGCUGCUCGUGACAGGGUAAAGAAUGGUCUGACUAAGCUGUUGGAGACCAACGUGUUGGUGGAUAAGAUGAAGAUAGACCUGUCAGCUCUGGAGCCUGUCCUCAAACAAAAGUCUAUAGACGUCAACGCCCUCAUGGGGAAACUCGCCGUGGACCAGGAGAGCGCUGACAAGGUCCGUAAAGUGGUGAAGGAGGACGAAGCCCUAGCCAAGGUGAAGGCUGAGGACACCCAGGCCAUAGCAGCAGAUGCCCAGAGGGAUCUAGACGAGGCUCUGCCCGCUCUGGAAGGUGCCAACAAGGCCCUGGACUCACUGGACAAGGCAGACAUCUCAGAGAUCAGGGUCUUCACCAAACCACCUGACAUGGUCAUGACUGUCAUGGAGGCCGUCUGCAUCCUGCUGGGCAGCAAACCAGACUGGUCCAGUGCCAAGCAGGUGCUGGGUGACUCCUACUUCCUCAGGAAGCUGAUGGAAUAUGACAAGGAAAACAUUAAGCCCCAGAUCCUCCAGAAGCUUCAGAAGUACGUGAACAACCCGGACUUUGUCCCUGAGAAGGUGGAAAAGGUGUCCAAGGCCUGCAAGUCUAUGUGUAUGUGGGUCCGGGCCAUGGACCUCUACUCCAGAGUCCUCAAGGAGGUCGGACCCAAGAAAGAAAGACUGGCCGCCGCACAGAUGGAGCUGAACGCUACCAUGGCAACCCUGAAGGAGAAGCAGGCCCAGCUACAGGAAGUACAGAACAAAAUUAAGAUCCUCCAGGACCAGUUUGACAAGAGCAUCGCAGAGAAGGAGGGUCUGGCUAAGACCAUGGCUCUGACCGAGGCGAGGCUGGGCCGUGCAGGGAAGCUGACAGCAGCUCUGGGGGAUGAGCAGGUUCGCUGGCAGGAGAGCAUCGAACUGUUUGAACAGGAGAUCCAUAACGUGGUGGGAAACGUCUUCAUCGCUGCAGCCUGCGUGGCAUACUACGGAGCCUUCACAAUGCACUACAGACAACUGCUGAUAGACCAGUGGAUUGUGCGAUGCCAGGAGUUGGGCAUCCCCAUCAGUGCCAGCUUCAGCCUCAUCAACAUCCUGGGCGACCCCUAUGAGAUCCGCCUGUGGAACGCCGAGGGGUUGCCCCGCGAUACCGUUUCCACUGAGAAUGGAAUCCUGGUUACCCGUGGACGCCGCUGGCCACUCAUGAUCGACCCUCAGGAUCAGGCCAACCGUUGGAUCCGUUCCAAGGAGACCAAGAACGGUCUGAAGGUGAUCAAGCUGACCGACGCUGGUUUCCUGCGAACCCUGGAGAACGCCAUCCGCAUGGGCAUGCCCGUACUGCUGGAGGAGCUGAAGGAGACUGUGGACCCGGCUCUGGAGCCCAUCCUGCUGAAGCAGACGUUUGUGGCGGGCGGCCGCACCCUCAUCCGCCUCGGAGACUCCGACAUUGACUACAACAAGAAAUUCAGGUUCUACAUGACCACCAAGAUGGCCAACCCCCACUACCUGCCUGAGGUGUGUAUCAAAGUGACCAUCAUCAACUUCACUGUGACCAAGUCUGGUCUGGAGGACCAGCUUCUCAGUGACGUGGUUCGUCUGGAGCGUCCUGACCUGGAGGAACAGAGGAACCAGCUGAUUGUGAGGAUCAACGCCGACCGCAACCAGCUGAAGGCCAUCGAGGACCGCAUCCUCAAACUGCUCUUCAACUCCAAGGGAAACAUCCUGGACAAUGAGGAGCUGGUGCAGACCCUGCAGGAGUCAAAGGUGACGUCAGAGGCCAUUAAGCAUCGUUUGGAGGAGGCGGAGGCGACAGAGCUGAUGAUCAACGCGGCCAGGGAGCGUUACCGGCCCGUGGCCACACGAGGCUCCGUCAUGUACUUUGUCAUCGCCAGCCUCUCUGAGAUAGACCCCAUGUACCAGUUCUCCCUCAAGUACUUCAAACAGCUCUUUAACUCCACCAUAGAGAUAUCAGAGAAGAGCAGUGUUCUGGAGGAGCGCCUGCAGAUCCUCCUGGACCAGACCCUGCUCACCAGCUACACCAACGUAUCCCGCGGCCUGUUUGAGCAGCACAAGACCAUCUACAGCUUCAUGCUUUGUGUGGACAUCAUGCGCCAGCAUGGCGAGGUCUCUGACGCAGAGUGGCAGCACUUCCUGCGAGGAGCGCCCCCCCUUGACAAGGAUCAUCCAGAGAGGCCUGACGUGCCAUGGCUAGCAGAGUUUACCUGGCAGACAUGCUGUGAGCUGGAGGAUACUCUGCCCUGCUUCAACGGCAUCAAGAGAGAGAUCACCGCCACACCCAUCACUAUAAAACUAGGUCGUCUGGAAGUGUGUAUCAACCCAGAGAACUGGCAGGGCUACGUGUCUGACUCCCAGCUGCCUCCCUACUCAGAGGAGAUGUCUGAAGAAGAGAAGGAGCAGGCAGACGGGGUCAGGGGUCACUGGGAUCAGAGACUGGGGGCCUUCCAGAAACUGGUGCUCAUCAAGAGCUUCAUGGAGGAGAAGGUGGUGUUUGCGGUGACAGAGUUUGUGAUCGUGAGCCUGGGGAAACAGUUUGUAGAGAACCCUCCUGUUGACCUGGCCACUCUCUACAGUGACAUGUCUCCCUCCACCCCCCUGGUCUUCAUCCUCAGUACCGGAUCAGACCCCAUGGGAGCCUUCCAACGCUUCGCCAAGGAGAGGGGAUACCUGGACAGGGUAAGGUCUAUCUCUCUAGGUCAGGGUCAGGGUCCUAUAGCAGAGAAGAUGAUUCUGGAAGCUCUGAAGAGUGGUAACUGGAUCUUCCUCCAGAACUGUCACCUGGCUGUGUCCUGGAUGUUAGCCAUGGAGGAACUCAUCAAGACCUUCACUGAGCCUGACACGGUGAUCCAUGAGAACUUCAGGUUGUUCCUGAGCUCCAUGCCCACCAAGGUGUUCCCUGUCACUGUCCUCCAGAACUCUGUCAAGGUGACCAACGAGCCUCCUAAGGGUCUACGUGCCAACGUGCGCCGGGCGUUCACUGAGAUCACCAACAACUUCUUUGAGGAGCACAUCCUGGGACGCCAGUGGAGGAAGAUCAUCUUUGGAGUCUGCUUCUUCCACGCCAUCAUACAGGAGAGGAAGAAGUUUGGUCCUCUGGGCUGGAACAUCCGUUAUGAGUUCAACGACAGCGACAGAGAGUGUGCCCUGCUCAACCAGAACCUCUACUGUCAGACUGGCCAUAUACCCUGGGAUGCUCUCAUCUACAUCACUGGGGAGAUAACCUACGGAGGCAGGGUGACUGAUGCCUGGGACCAGCGCUGUCUCCGCACCAUCCUCAAAAGGUUCUUCUCUCCUGUCACCCUGGACCCAGGGUACACCUUCUCCACCUCAGGUGUCUACUUUGCCCCCGAGGCAGACAGACUGAGUGACUAUAACAGGUACAUAGAGAACCUUCCUCUCAUAGACGACCCUGAGAUCUUUGGUAUGCACGAGAACGCCAACCUCGCCUUCCAGCGUCUGGAGACUAUGACCCUGAUCAACACCAUCCUGGAGGUACAGCCUCGCUCGUCGGCCCGCGGCGGGGGCAAGAGCAACGACGAGAUCGUCCACGAGCUGGCCGACUCCAUCCUCGCCAAGAUCCCGGAGUGUCUGGAUAUGGAUGAGGCAGCGGAGGCUCUGUUUAUUCGUGACGCCAACGGACGCCUCAACUCCCUCACCACCGUCCUCGGACAGGAAGUAGACCGCUUUAACAACCUGCUGCGGGUCCUCCGGGUGUCUCUGUGUACCCUCCAGAAGGCUAUAGCAGGGCUGGUGGUGAUGUCAGAGGAGAUGGAGAGGAUCUACACCAGUUUCCUCAACAACCAGGUUCCAAACCACUGGAGCACCUCAGCCUACCCCUCCCUCAAACCCCUGGCCAGCUGGGUUAAAGACCUGGCCCUCAGGACCUGCUUCAUAGAGAACUGGAUCAUGCGGGGUCAGCCCAAAUCCUUCUGGAUCUCUGGAUUAUUCUUCCCUCAGGGCUUCCUCACUGGGGCGCUACAGAACCACGCCAGGACCUAUAACCUCCCCAUCGAUGAGCUCAACUUCCGUUUCAACGUGUUGCCGGUCUACCUAGACCAGGGGGCCGUGAGCGAGGCGCUGAAGACCCUACCGGCCGGGGGCGAGCUGGACAUGGACUCUGAGCUACCCACCAUCAACGACGGCGUGCUGGUGCACGGGAUGUUCAUGGACGCCAGUCGCUGGGACGACGUCAACAUGGUGAUCGAGGAUGCGUUGCCGCGGGUGAUGAACGCCAUGCUUCCCGUGGUGCACUUCGAACCCCAGCAGAACUACGACCCUGAUCCGUCUCUCUACCAGGCUCCACUGUACAAGACCUCAGCUAGGGCUGGGACUUUGUCUACUACAGGCCACUCUACUAACUUUGUGGUGACUGUGAUGCUGCCGUCCAGCCUGCCUAGUGACUACUGGAUCACCAAGGCCUCAGCUCUGCUCUGUCAGCUCAACGAGUAGUGACCCACCCACAGGCACCACACACACACACACACACACCGCUGUACUUCUGCACCUUCAAUACCAGCAGCACUGAUGAAGCCCAUUCUCUAUGGACUCUUGUUUUCUGGUUUUCUAAUGUCUGUAUUGAGAAGUAUUCUACUGUGUACUCUCCUCCUGCUAAUCAGUUGAAGGGAUUAUUUGUAUGGGGCCCAAAAUGGCAUUUCUUUUAUUUUCUGAGUUGCUGUGAUUAAAUACCAUGUGGCA
This is a messenger RNA of Salmo salar (Atlantic salmon), 4923 nucleotides long. The record is from RefSeq and is a predicted model, not a curated record. Lineage: Eukaryota; Metazoa; Chordata; Actinopteri; Salmoniformes; Salmonidae.